ACACAGCUUUCCUCUACCGAGUGGUAGUCAAUGUUUAACCUAGAUGACUGUGGAGAAAGGAGUCGCUAUCCCACCUGCUGAAGGAGGCUUUUAUUGUCUGUGUGUGCUGUGAACCACAGCGUCUCAGUCUGAGCAUGAACACACACACCCUCAGGACUCCAUGAGGUCCUCCACAGGCUGCCAGGAUGCAAUGGAAUUUCCACGUUUCACCUUCAAUCCAAAGGAAGGGAUAGAUAAUCCAGCUCUGGUCAUCACUGAUGAUCCUGAGCCUGAUCAGAGCCCCAUGCCCAGACUGUGCCAACUGAAGCGUCUGGAGGGGCAGAGCUUUGGUUUCUACCUGCGCAUGGACCAGCGCAGCCAAGGUUUUGAGAUCAGAGAUGUUGAGCCGUGGAGUCCUGCAGAGCACAGCGGCCUCAGAGACGGAGACCGAGUGCUGGAGGUCAACGAAGAAUAUGUGGACAACAUAGACUUCUACAGGGUGGUGAGGAAGAUCCAGUCAUGCGGCUUACACUUGUUCCUCCUGGUGUUGAGGAGGGAAGAGUACGAACAGUCACUGUCUCUUGGCGUGGACUUGCAGACGCUGGCGAAGGCCUCCAAAGGGGACCGCUGGUCGAGACCCAGACUGUGUCACAUCAGCAGACACCCGGUACAUGGCCUGGGAAUAACCAUUGUCUCAGUGGAAGGUCAGAAGGGCCAGUAUACUGUGAGCACAAUGACUGAUGGUCCAGCAGAGAAAGCUGGUGUAUGCACUGGAGACAAACUGAUCUGGAUCAAUGGAGCCAUGGUGUCAACGCUCACACACUCCACUCUCAACAGAACUGUGAAGAAGAGUGAUGACUCAGUGACGGUGCUUGUCAUUGACCGUGAAAGUGAGUCUUGCUAUGUCAGGAGGAAGAUGCCCAUCCUGCCUGUGGUGGCACAAUGCUGCGGCCUCCCCCACACUGCCAAAACCAUGCAUCUGGUUAAAGGACGUGAUGGAUACGGCUUUCUGCUGAGACAAGAGAAGUUGGCAGGCACUCGACGGAUAGUUCAUGUGCUGAGGGAGGUGGAUGUGGGAAGUCCAGCUGAGGGUGCAGGUAUGGAGGAUGGAGACCUGCUGCUAGCUGUCAAUGGGAAACCUGUUGAGUCUAUGGAGCAUGAGGACAUCGUCAAAAAGAUUAGACAGAGUGGUGAUAAAGUCAUUCUCACCUCUAUAUCUAUACGAGGAAGAGACUUUUACAGAGAGUUAGGUAUCUCUCCUGUGUUGUUCCAUGACAAAUGUACACUCCAGGAUGACAGGCAGCAGACUGUCUCCCACUGCACCAAGAACCAGAGUGAAACCCCUCUGAGAGAUGGAGAUGGAUGUCUGACAUAUCCCACAAUGUAUGUUCAGGACAUAGAGGAGGCAGGCUGUGGUUUCCACUCAAACUGUUCCCCGGAUCAGUCAGGAACUUUAACCACACAGAUGUCAGAGAGAACAUGAUGCUUUCUUGUGAUCAAAAUGAACAGAACAUGAAUGACAUCAGCAGACAAGGGAAGAUGAAGAGCUCA
Perca fluviatilis (European perch) is the source of this 1530-nucleotide messenger RNA. RefSeq names its product Na(+)/H(+) exchange regulatory cofactor NHE-RF3-like. The transcript is spliced from 11 exons. Gene Ontology annotation, molecular function: protein-membrane adaptor activity; signaling receptor binding. The coding region runs from base 161 to 1462 and encodes 433 amino acids. Gene Ontology annotation, biological process: protein localization to plasma membrane. NCBI's taxonomy places the organism in Eukaryota, Metazoa, Chordata, Actinopteri, Perciformes, Percidae. The record is from RefSeq and is a predicted model, not a curated record. Gene Ontology annotation, cellular component: apical plasma membrane.